Mycotypha africana is the source of this 150-nucleotide messenger RNA. RefSeq lists its product as uncharacterized. The transcript has a single exon. The annotation marks the transcript as partial. The record is from RefSeq and is a predicted model, not a curated record. NCBI's taxonomy places the organism in Eukaryota, Fungi, Mucoromycota, Mucoromycetes, Mucorales, Mycotyphaceae. Gene Ontology annotation, molecular function: nucleic acid binding.
GAGCUCAACCCCAUUGAACAGUUUUGGGCUCUAGUUAAGCGUAAGGUUAGACGUCAUAGCCUGCGAGAUGCCGAAACACUUGAACAUAGAAUUGCUGAAGCUGCUCAUGAAAUUCCUAUUGAGCAUUUUAAAAACAUUAUUUCGCACUCU